Molecule: messenger RNA, 3195 nt
Organism: Penicillium diatomitis
Lineage: Eukaryota; Fungi; Ascomycota; Eurotiomycetes; Eurotiales; Aspergillaceae
Gene: tif32
Product: putative eukaryotic translation initiation factor 3 subunit EifCa
Exons: 3
Coding region: 1-3195 (1064 amino acids)
Biological process (GO): formation of cytoplasmic translation initiation complex; translation reinitiation
Cellular component (GO): eukaryotic translation initiation factor 3 complex, eIF3e; eukaryotic translation initiation factor 3 complex, eIF3m; multi-eIF complex
Molecular function (GO): mRNA binding; translation initiation factor activity
Source: RefSeq, a predicted model, not a curated record
AUGCCUCCACCACCCCAUAUCAAACCUGAGAAUGUCCUCAAGAGGGCACAGGAACUCAUCGCCGUCGGUCAGGCUCAGGCUGCCUUGACCGUCCUUCACGAACAUGUCACCUCGAAGCGUACCCGUAGCAGCCCUAUUGCCUCCCUUGAGCCCGUCAUGUUGCUCUUCGUUGAGCUGUGUGUCGAUUUGCGUAAGGGCAAGUCGGCCAAGGACGGUCUAUAUCAGUACAAGAACAUCGCUCAGAACACCAACGUCGGAACCAUCGAGGUCGUCCUGAAGAAGUUCAUCGAACUCGCCGAGCAAAAGGUCACCGAGGCCCAGGCCAAAGCCGAUGAGAUCCAGUCUUCGCUCGAGUCCGCACCCUCCGCCACCAAUGUGGAGGACUUGGAAGCCAUCGAGACUCCCGAGACUAUCCUGCUGGCCACCGUCUCAGGAGAGCAGUCUCGCGACCGCACCGACCGCGCCGUUGUCACUCCUUGGCUCAAGUUUUUGUGGGAGACUUAUCGCACCGUUCUGGAGAUCCUGAAGAACAACGCUCGUCUGGAGAUCAUGUACCAGGCUACUGCCCUUCAGGCCUUCCAGUUCUGUCUCAAGUACACCCGCAAGACCGAGUUCCGCCGUCUCUGUGAGCUGCUGCGCAAUCACGUCCAAAAUGCCGCCAAGUACUCCACUCAGAUGCACGCCAUCAACCUGAGCGACGCGGAUACCCUGCAGCGUCAUCUCGAUACCCGUUUCCAGCAACUGAAUGUCGCCGUCGAGCUCGAGCUGUGGCAGGAGGCCUUCCGCAGCAUCGAGGACAUCCACACUCUCCUGAACCUGAGCAAGCGUCCCGCCAAGAAUGUCAUGAUGGCUAACUACUACGAGAAGCUGGCUCGUAUCUUCCUUGUCAGCGAGAACUAUCUCUUCCACGCCGCUGCCUGGAACCGCUACUACAACUUGCUCCGUCUCUCUACCAUUGCCUUGGCCACCGGUCAGAGCAGCAAGAAGGAAAACCCCUCUGUCACCGAAGCCGAAAUGACCAAGGCCGCUUCCUUCGUCCUCUUGUCUGCCCUGUCUAUCCCUGUGAUCAGCACCACUCGUUCCCGCGGUGCCCUGAUUGACGUCGACGAGGCUCGCAAGAACAAGAACACUCGCUUGACCAACCUUUUGGGUAUGGCCCAGCCUCCUUCCCGCCACGUUCUGUUCCGUGAUGCUCUCAACAAGGGUCUUCUCAAGCGCGUCCGCCCUGAGAUUCGUGAUCUUUACAACAUUCUCGAGGUCGACUUCCACCCAUUGUCUAUCUGCAAGAAGAUCACCCCCAUUCUGACCAAGAUUGGUGCUGAUCCCGAGAUGGAGAAAUACGUCGUACCUUUGCAGCAGGUCAUUCUUACUCGCCUCUUCCAGCAGCUGUCUCAAGUCUACGAGUCUGUUGAGCUCAAGUUCGUCUACGAGCUCGCUCAAUUCCCCGACCCCUUCCAGAUCACCCCCGCUAUGAUCGAGAAGUUCAUCAUGAACGGUUGCAAGAAGGGCGAUCUGGCCAUCCGUGUUGACCACAUCUCGGGUGUCCUGACCUUUGACUCGGACGUCUUCUCCUCAUCCAAGGCCAUGCACGCCGGCAGCGGCGCCGGUUCGGCCGAGAGCGAAGUUGGCUCUGUUCAGCGUCUGCAGCACACUCCCGCUGAUAUCGCCCGCUUCCAGCUUGCUCGUCUCGCCAAGACUUUGCAUGUUACCUGCCAAUAUGUCGAUCCCUCCUACAACGAGGCUCGCGCUCAGGCCAAGCAGACUGCUCAGGCCCGUGCUCUUGCUGGUGCUGCGCAGGAGCACGAGGAGACACUGGCUCGUCGCGUCAUUAUCGACAAGAAGAAGGAGGCUGCCACUGACGCUCUCAACCGUAAGCAGCGUGAGGAGGAGACUCGCAAGCGUAUCCGUACCCAGCAGCUCCAGGAAGCUGAGAAGCAGCGUCUUGCUGACGAGCAGCGCGAGCGUGAGCUCAAGCGUGUCAAGGACGAGCAAGACCGCAUCCGUGCUGAAGAGCUCAAGAAGCAGCUUGAGGAGCUCAAGACCGGUGUCAAGGGUCUGGACAUCAGUGAGCUUGAUCCUGAGGAGUUGGACGCCAACCGCCUGCGCGCGAUCAAGCUUGCUCACCUCGAGAAGGAGAAGAACGAGUUGAAUGAGCGCGUGCGUGCGACCGCCAAGCGUAUUGACCACUUGGAGCGUGCUCUCCGUCGUGAGGAGGCUAAGCACGUCCCCGGUGACUACGAGACCCAGAAGAAGCACGACAUGGAGCUUUACGAGGCUCAGAAGGCUGAGACCCUGAAGGAAGCUAAGCGUAAGCACGCCGAGGCUGUUGCCCUGAAGCACCGUCUUGGUCGUCUUGUGCCACAGUUCUCCAGCUUCCGUAAGGAGGUGUCUGAGAAGCGCCACGAGGAGUUCGAGAAGCGCCGCAAGGCUGCCGAGCGUGAGUUCGAGGCCAAGAAGAAGCAGCGUGUCAAGGAGGUCACGGAACGACGCCGCCGCGAGAAGCAGGAGCGUGAGGAGGCCGAGCGUCGUCGCAAGGAGGAGGAAGAACGUGUUGCUCGCGAAGAGGAAGAGCGUGUCGCCCGCGAAGAGGAGCGCCGUCGUGCUUUGGCCGAGGAGAAGGCCAAGCGUGAGGAAGAGCGAGCCAAACUCGACGAGAUCGCCCAGAAACAGAAGCAGCGCGAGGAAGAGGCCGAAGCCCGCCGCAAUGCCCGCAAAUUUGGCGGUGCCGCUCCUGUCCCGGAGCCUCCUGCAGAGCGUACUGCACCUCGCCUCAAUCUUGCUUCUCGUCCGGCUGCUGCUGCUGGUGGCGGUGGCUGGAGAGAGCGUUUGGCGGCCAAGGAAGCCAGUGGUGGUGCUGCCCCCGAGCCCGCUCGCAAAGAACCUGCUCAGGAGGAGCCUGCUCCCCUGCGCAAGGGCGGAUACGUCCCACCUCACUUGCGUGGAGCUGCCUCCUCUGGCUCCGCCCCACCGGCUCGUGAGAACGGUUCUAGCGACCGUUUCGAGCGUCCUGAGCGCAACGAUCGAUUCGAACGCCCGGAGCGUACCGAGCGUACCGAGCGCACCGACCGUUUCGUGCCCCGUCACGUUCGUGAUCCCUCCUCUGCCACAUCCGAGGCUCCCCCUGCCGCCAAGCCCGACGAGUCGAAGGCUAGCGGUGGCAAGUGGGUGCCCCGCUGGAAGCAGCAGCAGUCCUAG